AUGGCGGUGCCGUCCAACGCUUCUGACUCCGUGACAGAGCCCAGCACUCUCAGAGCAAUCUACAACCUCCAAAGACUUGGAUAUUCGAGAGCUGCUGCAAAAUCUUCCUUCCAGGUCAGACAUGGCCUCCAUGUUGGGCCAACUGGAGGCUCUAU
This is a messenger RNA of Pelobates cultripes (western spadefoot toad), 155 nucleotides long. Lineage: Eukaryota; Metazoa; Chordata; Amphibia; Anura; Pelobatidae. The record is from the annotation of a GenBank genome assembly.